Symbiodinium necroappetens is the source of this 10779-nucleotide messenger RNA. The record is from the annotation of a GenBank genome assembly. NCBI's taxonomy places the organism in Eukaryota, Dinophyceae, Suessiales, Symbiodiniaceae.
AUGCCAACGGGAGAGGAGCCAAGGCGAGGCGCUCGUGCACCGCCGCUUCCGCGAGGCGAUCGUGCGUUGCCGCAGGAGACGGCCGCUCUCAUCUCCAACAGCUCCAGGUCCAGGAAGGAGCACAAGUGUGCCACGCUGGCCGAGUGGAUAGAUGCCGGUGGCAGUUCACACAAAGGUCUCACUUCACAGACUUCGCAGAUCAGCCUGCUGAUGCUACGCAGCGCUUCGCUGCCCAACGGUUACGGCUUCGAGUUUGAUCGGGUCCUUGGCAGAGUGGUGUUGCGACAUGUGGCUGGAGUGGUCAUUCACGGGCAGGCACUGCUGGUAGAUUGCGACGAUGUCGAGUUCGAUACGGAGCUGUCCUAUCACUACUGCACCUGGAACGAGUUUUGCCCGGCUUCGGGGAAGCAGUCGCAGACAGUGGAGACAGCAUCGGAGUCCAACGACAAAGUCAAGAGCAAGGGUGGGCAGAGCUUUCCGCGAUCUCAGGUCCAUGAAGAGCACACUCAGAAAACCCGAAGCCUUCUGGAACGUCCCUUUGGCGCCAUGGUGCUGUGGAUGAUCGGCCUGGGCUUGGGCGACGAGGGUGACAUCUCCGUGAAGGGCUUAAAGGCGGUGCAACAGAGCGCUUACAUCUACUUGGAAGCGUACACGUCCAUCCUGCCAGGGCUGGACAGAGAGACGCUGGCAGCUGCGUAUGGAGUACCAGAGAUUCUGGAGGCAGAUCGCGAGCUGGUGGAGAGCGGCUGUGAGGAGAUGCUGGAAAGAGCAAAGGAUCAAGAAGUGUGUUUUCUGGUGGUGGGAGACCCGCUUUGUGCAACAACUCACACCGACCUGUGGCUGAGAGCAAGGCAGCGGGAGAUUCCUGUGCGGGUGAUCCACAACGCCUCUGUGAUGAACGCAGUGGCUUCCUGUGGGCUGCAGCUCUAUCGUUUCGGCGAGACGGUGUCGAUACCGUUCUGGCAGGAUGGCUGGCGGCCUGACAGCUGGUACGACAAGAUUUUGAAGAACAAAAAAGCGGGGCUUCACACGCUCUGCCUGCUUGACAUCAAAGUCAAGGAGCAAUCUGUCGAAAACCUGAUGCGAGGGAGGAAAGUCUAUGAGCCCCCUCGCUUCAUGACCGUGAGUCAGGCAUUGGAGCAACUUGUGGAAGUUGAGAAGGCCAAGGCUGAGGGCGUCUCAGCAGGCAUAGCCUUCGGAUUAGCGCGCCUGGGGCGAGAGGACCAGGUGAUCCGAGCGGGGCCGGUGGAGCAGCUUGCUGAGGCCGAGUUUGGAGGUCCACUCCACUCCCUGGUCAUUUGCGCUGAUGACCUGCACGAGCUAGAGCAGGAGUUUGUCAAGCAUUAUCAGCCUCUUCCAUCCAGUAUUUGGAGGCAUUGGCGGACCACGCGGCGAGAGCCUGCGUUCUUUGCCAAGGGCCCCGAGGAAGUCGCCGCGGUCCUCCGCGGUGUGGCACCCCAUGGAGAGUGGGCACAGGAGCUGUCCUGCUGCAUUCCGCUUCACCAGGCGCCUCCCUUGGGCAGCAGCUCACUUCCUUCGGAGUCCUCUGAUGUUGAGCUUCAUUUCGAAGGACUGGGAACCGAACUUCUGCCACAGGACAUCCGCAGUGCGGCGCAAGCCCAAGGCGCUGCAAGCCCAGGAACGGAGGAGGCGGAGGAGGCGGAGGAUCAUCAUCUUCGACACGGCUUGCGCUGUAUCGUUGACCUCGGCGCGGUCAAGAAGGCGGUUGCAGAUGGUCAGGAAUUGUCGUUGCUGCGAGACGAUUUUGGAAACUCACUGCUCGACGCCAUGAUCUGCUGGCCCUCUAGCCACCUACUUAAAGACGAUUGGCCCCAGUUCUUGGAGACCGUGCAGCUCCUGGUCGCAAACGGGGUCACGUGCCAAGUCCGCAUGCACAAGCUUCUGGGCUUUGGGAACGAGCUCUCUGACCGGCUGAACAUGGACAAGCUCCAAAUAGCCCUGCACGCUGGUCUGCGGGACAAGUUCAAGGAGGAGGCCUUGCAGCAGUUCCAGCACGAGCAACGGGGUCCUUUUCCAGCUUCGCUGGAAACGUGCCUGCUGCGGCGUGUGGUGCGUGAGUUCCCACGCGAGCAGCUCCUGCGACCUGUGAAGCUGCAGUGCCUUGAGGUGGUCAAGCUAUUACUAGGCAUGAACACCCGCACCGCCAUCAACAUGGUGCGCAAUGAAAUCCACUGCAUGUAUCUGCGCAUGAGGCACCUACCCUGGCUUCUGUCUGACUAUGCGCUGGACGUGUGCGACGCGCGCGGGCGCUGCCUGGACGGCCUUGACCAGAGCGCCUCCGACUCCAAGCCGUCGGCUUUGAGCAUCUGGGCGGCGCAGAUGGAGAUGGUGCGGCAGUGGUGCACGCUACCGGAGGUGCUCGCACAGGAUGCCUUGGCCGUGCGAUUCCUGCACAGCCUUGCGGGCCCGUCGGGAAUGGACCUGCCGGGUCCGGCUCUUCGAAUCCUCGAAGCCUUCGUGCUUGGCCCGGCACUGCAUGUGCAGACCUUUGAGGAGAUGGAGCGGACGGAACUCCUGGCCUGGGAGUCCCAGCCGGACUCAGACUGGGCAGAGAUCCGUCAGCGGCUCUUGGAACAGACGCAGCGGCGUGAAAGGAGAGCUAGACCUGAAGAGGACACGUCUGUUCAGCCUUUGCCAGAUGCGGCAGAGGUAUUUCUGCUGUCGGCAAUGCUACAGCACAGGACGCUGACUCUCUCCUCCGAGUGGCAGCAGGAUCUUGCCCUCAAGCAGGGCCUGCGCAUCUGGAUGCACCUGAAGUCCAAAGGUGCACAGCAUGACCGCAACGUCAAGUUGGCUUUUCACGUCUCUGAUGGCAGCCACGACGUGGCGUCCGAGCCCGCGGCCCUGGCCAAGAUCGAUGAAAGGUGGCUGCUGUCAGCCUCCGGGCAAGAGCCCGUGAGGACGGAGAAGCUUGGUACAGACGAUGAGUGGUUGUGGUUGAUGCUACUGCGCGUCAACUCCGGUGGAAAGUGCAAGCUCCACGUUGGAUCGGGAACGCGGGUUCUCGACGAUUUGGGCGUUGGUCUUUACCACGUCUUGGUUGCUCUCUUCUGCUCCGGAGUCAUGCUUGCUGAUGGCGCCGAGAUGCUGCUCAUCUCUGCCAUCGUCUCUGCCCUGGGCCCCGAGCUUCGUUUGGGCCGACUGGCCAGGGGCCUCCUGGUGUCGACCUCCUUUGCCGGCAUGCAGAUGGGAAAUUUGCUCAGCGGGCCUCUGAGCACCAGGUUUGGACGCCGACGAAUUUGCAUUCUUUCGCUCUGGCUCGUCAGCUUCUUCGGCCUCCUCUGUUCGAUUGUGCAGAGCAUCGGCCAGCUGUUCUUCUUGCAGAUCAGCUUGGGCUGCGCUAUCGGCAUCGGCGGCCCAUCUGCGGUGACACUACUGACCGAGGCUACCCCGACUGAGCAGAGGGGGGCACUCUCCAACGCAACUGGCUUCGCUUUCGUGCUUGGAGAGGCUUGGACUGCUUUUGGCCUCCUCCUCUUCAUGCCAAACCUCCAGGGACCUUGGAGGCUCUUGUGCCUUUGGAGCGUUCUGCCAGCCUUCCUCAUGACGCCGCUGGGAUUCCUGGUGCAGGAGUCGCCCAGCUGGCUGCAGCUUUGUGGGAAGCACAAAGAGCUCGACGAACUAUUAGCUAAGAUACAGCGCCUUCAUGGAAAGAGCGGCGUCGACAUCGAGGUCCAGAAGACAUCUUCUGCCGCAUCAGCGACCCUGUCGUCCGCUUGGCACGCCAUUGUCCGGGAUGGUCAUUGCAGGACCAUUGUGCUGGCCUCUUACCUGGCCUUUCUAAUGAACUAUCUGUUCUACGGGACUACCUUUGCGUUUACUCAGAUCUUUGCUGAGAUGUCAGGGGACUGGACUAGUCCUGCCAUGGAAAUGCUCAUCAUUUCUGGUGCAGAGUUCGUUGGCAUCAUUCUCGCAUGGCUCCUGUUGCUGCAUCCAACCUUGGGCCGCAUCAGGACGCUGCAGCUGCUCUGUCUGGCCUCAGCCCUCUGCAGCGCUGCGCUGACGAGCGCCGACUACGGUGCUUUCUACGUGGCAGAUCCUGCAGCCUAUGCCUUGAAGGCUGUGGUUAUCAUCAUGUUCACCUUUCUGCUUCUGUACAUCUCCGAGGCCCUGCCGGUCUCUGUGCGAGCAUCUGGGGUUGGGCUCUGCAUGGGCGUCGGCAGACUGGGCUCCAUUGCAGCACCUACUGUAUAUGGCAUUGGCUACCAGCUGCACAACAGUGCGCUUCCGUUCCUGUUGAGCCUGGUUCUCCUGUCACUUCUAGGAACUGAGCUCGGAGCCAUCAGCGUUUGUCUCCCCAAACGACCACUGCGGGACCUUGCCUCAGAGCAGCUGGGAGGUAGCUAUACAAAGCUCUACGCCAAACUGGAGUGUGGAGCCCGCGGUGAUGACAACUUUUGUUCAGGCUCGCCCACUCUGGGCUGCUCGAUCCCGACGUGCGAGGCAUGGAGGCAGGUGGUGUCCGGAACAAUUCUGGGACUUAGGCCUAUGUGCAUGUCGGGAGCCCGAGUUGCUGAGACGUUUCGUGCUUUGAAGUCGAAGACACCGCAAGAUGUGAUCAUGCGGGUUCUUCCAGAGGUCUUGUGCACGGGAUUCAAGCCUUUGCUCGGCGCUUGGACCCGCAUGCCUAGAUGGUUCUGGCGCAUGUUCUCCGCCAAAGUUGGCGCAGUACAGCCCUCCACUACGCAGCGUACGAGGGCCAUGCUGAGGUUGCCCAAGCCUUGCUGGCGUCCGGAGGGAGCCCUUUUGCGAGAAAUUGUCGGGGAGCGGGCCCCGGCUCCAGGGCAGGCUAACGUGAAAAGGGUGCUUCCAGGAAAGUACUGGUACCAUGUAGAAAGAGGCGUCACACCUCGCGACGUGGCGCACAUGAGGUGGGCAGCUCGCAUCCCUGGGCAGGGCGAAGCCUUUGAGGCAGAGACCGUGGCAAGCCAAGGUGAAAAUCAUGGACAGCAGAUCCUGAACAUCUUCAAGACGUGGCGGCGGGCAGAGAACAAGAAGUGCAACCUCCAGAGAGACCUUGCCGACGGUCGCGGUGAUCUGGUGCCCGUGGAUGAAGCUUGGAGGUUCGCCAAGCCAAGAUGUCGUCUGCCCAAGAUGUUACGGCAAGGAGCCUGCAUGCAGCUGGAUUCCGGAUCACAACACUUAGCCAGGUGGCUCCUGUUGGUGGCUUGGCUUGGACAAGGUGCUUCUGAACGUGUGUACCGCCCUGUCGACUCGCUGGAUGCAGACAUCGGCGACGGUAGAAGUGGAGAGUCCUGCGUUGUGGCACGUACGCUCAAUCAAAGCCGGGAGGCUGUCCUGCACCUGGGUAUGCCGCCUGACUCUUUUGAAAGUAGUGACGAGCUGAUAGUGAGUUGGCAGGCUGGCUCCCGAAUAGUGGAAGGCAGAUCGGAUGGGAUCACUGUUUGGAGAUUUGAUCCCGCAUAUGGUUGGCGCGACGAGCUUGUCCAGAUUUUGUGGCUUAGUCUUGCAGGAAACGGCGAGCAAGCUGCAGUGAAGGGAGACAAGAGCGCAGUACAGCUAUGGAACAUAAGCAGUGAUCCUCGUAAGUGGAAGGCGAGUCAGGCCCUUUCCGGAUUGGAAGCAGAUCCAUUUUGGGUGUCUGCAGUGUGGUCUCCGACAGGCUGGCAGUUUGCAUAUGGCGACGGUCCCGACAUGAAGCUGUUCAGGCGAAACAGCUCGGGCUGUUGGGAGUCUUACCAAGCUCUGCAAGCGCAGUCGCUCGGCUGGUCCACCGAUGAGCAGCAGCUUGCAACGGGCGCAGGCAAUUUUCUGGAACUCUGGGACCUGGGCAAGGAUGGCCAGUUCGAAAAGAAGCAGGCAUGGCCCGUGGCCAGCGAGUGUGGCUCGAUCGCUUUCUCACCUGAUAGUGCGUACCUCGCAUGCAUGCGUUCCAACAGCCUGUCCGUCUGGGCCCGCAUCGAUGGGCGCUGGUCAGAGGAAUGUGUCUCCAAUUUGAAGCACACAAAUCCUCGCAGUUUCCAGUGGCAUCCUCUGAGCCAGAGCUUGGCUGUCUCUGCGAACGAUGGUAUCCACAUCUGGCAGGUCUUUGCGCCUGGCGGCCCCGACGGCUCUGGCGCCUGGCAUCUUAUGCACGUUCUGAGCGACCGGGACUUUACUUCUCCCGUGUCCGGCAUGACCUGGUCUCAUGACGGCCAGCAUCUCGUCUCUGGAGCCGACGCGCCGCCACUGCAGGUUUGGAGUAUCUUCGGGCCAGGGGGUUGGCAGAAGAGCCACAGCUUCGAGCGCACCACGAUCACCACACCUCGGUAUCGAUCGUCUCGGUGGACGUUAUCGGCAAAGGGGUUUGCAUUUAUCGCUACGAGACUUUGGCUCAGAGAAGGAGUCUUGGAGCACUGGAACCCGUCCGAGGAAGUUGCAGAAAGUCCGAAGUUGAAUGGAGAGAUCAUACGCAAUUACGGGGUUUCUUCAAGUGGGCUUCAUCUACUCAUACGGACAAAAAGUGGGACCGAGCAUUGGGUUGCGAGCAGUGCCAGGGGCAGCGGUGAACGAUGGCAGCUGAAUGCGAAGCGUGCGGUAAGGAGCAACUGCCAGGGUUCCAAGACCUCCAUUCGUUGGUCUCCUGAUGACAGGCGUGUAGCCCUGGCGUGUAGAUAUUCGAUUCGCAUAUACGAGCCAACGCACAAGGGGUCGCUCCUGCUCCCGUUUCUUCUAUCAGAAGCCGAAGAACGAGACAGCAAGAAUAAGAAAGGACUUCAUUACAUUGAAGCUUUGGCUUGGUCCCCCAACUCAGAUAGUAUUGCAUUUGGCCGGGCUGGGACUAUCCACACUUGGCGGCCUGGAGAUAGACAUGCAGUGCGGCACGAAGGCAACAACAAUCACACAACACCUAUUUGGAGCCUGGAAUGGUCUCCUAAUGGCCAGCUCAUUGCGAGCGCAAGUCUGGAGCAGAUCGUCGUGUGGAAGCAGAAUGUAGCAGAUGAGAAGUUUCAGCAGCUGGCUCGGUUUGCGACCGAUGCCAGGCGUUGCCCACAGCGAGCUUGGCAGUGGGACCUGGGCCCCAGGCUGGCCUGGUCCAUUGACAGCGGCUACCUGGCGACCGCAGAAUGCGACAGCAAGCUACGCUUCCGCGAUGAGAGCCUUUCCUUCCAAGUGGAGUACACGCUGCCUGUGCAGGGCCAGGUUCAAGAUAUGGUUUGGUCUCAUGGCUCGUUGCAUGUGCUCUCGAACUCCCACGCGGACGUUGACCUGCUUCAAACUUGGUCUCUUCCUGUAGGCGGGGGGGGCUUCCUUCUCGCGGCUCUAGGGUUCCACUUUCCCACAGCUAAUCCUUCGGACUGGAUGGCCAGCUUCUGCUCUUCAACGCAUGUUCGUUGCUCCUGCAAAGACGGGCGAUGCGAAGUGUCCCUAGUACUCAGCGCCGCUCAGAUCGAGUGGAGCACGCUGCAGUGCGGUGCUGGCAGUCGGCGCAUCGGUGCGGAAGUUGUUGUUAUUAGGGAGCUUGUUGUCCGUGACUGGUCUAUAGCUUCGGCUGUACCUGGGCUGCCCGACUCUGCUGCCAGCCUUUGUGAGCGCCUUUCUUCCUUCAAACAUCUUCGUUCUCUGGUCCUACAAGGGCCUACGGCCCGUGGAUUUUGGAUGUGUCCACUCUUAGCCCCGCUGCUGCGGCAGCUCACGAUUGCAGAUGCCAAACGCAUGCAAAUCCCGUCAGUGGGACUCAUUGAUCUCUUCAACUCGGCUCCCAACCUCGAGGUCCUGAACUGCACCGAGACAGCCGUGCCUUACUUGGACGGGAAGCUUCCUCGCACGCUGCGGAAAGCGGUUCUUCGAAAUUCCGGUGUGCAGGAGAUCGUGCUGCCUGAAGCUGGCAGCUCUUGGUGGCCUUCCCAUGUAGAAAUAGACCUUCGGGGGAACUUGCAGCUCUCGUUGCCCUUUCCAGUGCGGCAACCGGGCCAGUGCCAGGCGCUGCUGACCGAGAGCAAGGAGUUCAGCUUGUGUUUAGAAAUCGCUGGCUUGCAGACCGAAGCCGAUCCAAGCAAAAAGCAUUCUGUCCAUCUGCAAGCAUUUUUGGAGGACAACAACUCCUCGACUCCUGGUGCAAUGCUUCGACUCGACCGGUCUCGACUGUGCACUCCAGGUUUUGUGUGGCGAUGGUGGGGCGGGGGUUCGGGAUCUUGUCAAAGGUGCCCUCAGGGUCGUUUCAACGCAGUGUUCUCCGUGAGCCACCUUUUCGAGUGCACGCCGUGCCAAGCGAAUGAGAUCACGCUGGAAAACGCGAGUCUGUCCUCGGCAAGCGACUGCAUUUGUGAUGCAGGCUUCUUGAUGAUGCCGGGCGAGGGUUGCCGUGCCUGCAUCGAAAUAGAACAAGGAGAAAACUUCAACUGCUCCGCGCCAGGUCUCAAGUUCGAGACUGCGCCGGUCAAGGACGGCUUUUGGCGAGACCCAGCUCAUCUUCUGCCUUUGAAGUGUGCUGCUGGCAACAAGCCAAAUGGCUGCGUCAGUGGGCCUCCAGGCCACAUCUGUCGAGAUGGUCAUCUGGGCCCAAAGUGCCGCCAGUGUGCGCCAUCUUAUUUCAACAGAGGCGGCCAGUGCAUUAAAUGUGCCGCCAGCCAGCUGAAGAGCGCGACCGUCAGCUUUGCCUCUCGCUUCGGUGCAGCUGCUGUUGGUUUAUUCUUGCUGGCGGCGACUGCGGCCGCUGCACUCGCACUUUGCUGCAGGCAGCAUGCCAGCUACUGGCCGACUCGAGCUCGGCAGAACCUCGUGAAACCGCCCUCCUUGUGGAAUGCUUUGCAGCCCUACGUUCUCCGCGAAGUGCUGGCCGCCAUCCAGGUCUAUCAGCUCUUCGGAGUUUUCAGCAAGAUCCUCCCAGACCCGGACGCACGGAGCGAAGCCUCGGUCCUGGAGAUGCUGCAGCUGAAACUAGGUCCCUUGUUGCUGGAUUCUUUCCAUUUGGACUGCGUCUUCAGCUACACAAGCAGCCGCAUGACACAGCUGAUCGGCGGCUCCCUGCUUCCUUUGGCCAUUUUACUGAUGCUCUAUGUGCUGCUGGCUAUUCUCCCACUCGAAUGCCAGAGAUGCAGGAAGCUUUGGGCACAGACCCAAGUUCAGGUGAUCAACCUGCUAAUGGUUGCCACUGCAAGUUCUGUCCUUUCUGUCGGUGAAUGCGACUCAGAGAUCAGCCCGCCUAUUAUGACCUUCGUCCCCGGGGUCUACUGCAACAUGGGCACCUACUACCUGGCAGUCCUGUUCGCCGUGUGCCUCGGUGGGUUUUACAUCAUGUACGUUUGCAUGCUCCUUCUUGGAAGCUUUUCUCGAUUCAAUGAGAUUGCCAAACCGGUAUACAAAGCUGGAUAUGCCGAGUAUGCAAUCACAGAGGGGAAAACUGCCUUGGAGAUCAAGCUGCCAGAAGAUCUGCAAGUAACCGGAUAUCUGCAAUCAGCCAUUCUGGAUGCUCAUCAAAUUUUUUGCCAACAAGCAAUUCGAAAGGCCUAUCCGCACCUGGAUAUGUGUUUGCAAGCUGACCUUUCAGAAGUGAAAGCCCUCGGCACCCGACUUGUGACCAUCGAUGGCACACUUGACAUCAAGACACAGGAUCAGCUGUCCGACAUUCUCUUCGAUGGAGCCUGGGUCAAUGCUCGCUUGCCCAGCAAUUUUCAAUCUCUCGUGGUGCGGUGCUUGUUUUUGCAGUUCGAUCGAGAUGACCGCGAGGGACAUCUUAGAGGUCUCGAAGUCUUCACAAAGUUUACCCCGGACAGUUUUCAUUUCGAGCUGCUCUUAAAGAUCGGCUUCCUGCUGGUGGCUUUCAUCCCACAGCUCGAGGGCUACCAGGCCCAGGGAGCCGUCGGAGGUUUCGUUUGCAGCAUUCUGUGUCUGGGGCUCCUUGCCCAACCUUUCAGCCGACCUUCUCAGGGGAGGACGCUAUUCCUGGGCUUGGCUUCCCUUGCAUUGGCCUUCUUGCUGCUGAUGAUCUCGGGGACGCACUUUAACCUGCAGGCUGACCAUCACCUUUGCGUACUUCUCAACAUUGCUCGUGUCUUUCAGCUCGUCCCGCUGAUGCGCAUGCUGCUGCCUUUGUCCUGCAUACUUCUUCCGGAGACGUGCCGGCAGAACGAGGAUGUGUCACAAGAGCUGGCCUUUCUGCAAGUGUCCUGGCAGCACGUCGCCUACUUCAAGCGCCAGCCCUAUCGCAUACUCCAAGACGCCCAGCUCCAGGAGGUUGGAGAAACAGGGAAGGAUGGACCCAAGCUGCCCGAGCUGAACGAAGGUACUGUGGUGCUUCCCCUUUGCUGCCGGGAGAAGUUUUGGGAAGUGGAGUUGAAACAAGCCCAGAAGAUUUGGAGAGGAUAUUUGCUUGCUCACUUGCUGGAGCCAAUCGCAGUGCCACUGGUAAGCCUGCGAGAUGCGGUGGCAUGCUGGUCCAUGGAAGUGGAAGACGAGACCACUCAUCGCAUCACGGUUCAGUUCAAGGCCGCCGUCUCCCUCGCCGCGGUUGAGUUGCUUGCGCCGGCCGCUGUCACCGAGAAGGCGAUGCACCUUGCAGCCGUGAUAUCUUCCAGACAUGCAGCUACAGAUGUGCUUCGUGAUGAAGCCUCGGAAGAGCCGUUGGCAACUGAUGGAGCAGAGUCGAGCUGCUGCAGGAGCCUUCUCCAGUACCACUUGCACCAAUCCGUGCUCUCUUGUGUUCUCAUACUCACAGGAGGCGUGGUGGGUGCAGGUGCGCCCGUCAUCGUGGAGACAGAAACUACACCGUCCCCGGCCGAUGUCUGGAACUUGAGAUUGUUGGGUAAGCAAUGCUGA